Molecule: messenger RNA, 2659 nt
Organism: Orycteropus afer afer
Lineage: Eukaryota; Metazoa; Chordata; Mammalia; Tubulidentata; Orycteropodidae
Gene: LRRC4
Product: leucine rich repeat containing 4
Biological process (GO): modulation of chemical synaptic transmission; synaptic membrane adhesion; excitatory synapse assembly
Cellular component (GO): glutamatergic synapse; plasma membrane; postsynaptic density membrane
Molecular function (GO): protein binding
Source: RefSeq, a predicted model, not a curated record
ACUUCCCCCCUUUUGUUAAUUAAAACUAAGAAGUGAGACUGGGAACGACGUGCCCAGCUCCCGCGGAGAAAGCUUAAGGACACCACGCCAAUUCCUUCCUUCCAAGAUGGAAAGAGGAGCUCCUAGCUUACUUAAGCCGGGGUAGGGCUGGUUCUCCCUUCCGAGCCAAAAUCCCAGGCGAUGGUGAAUUAUGAACGUGCCACACCAUGAAGCUCUUGUGGCAGGUAACUGUGCACCACACCUGGAACGCCGUCCUGCUCCCAGUCGUCUACCUCACGGCGCAAGUGUGCAUUCUGUGCGCGGCCAUCACCGCUGCCGCCUCGGCCGGGCCCCAGAACUGCCCCUCCGUCUGCUCCUGCAGUAACCAGUUCAGCAAGGUGGUGUGCACCCGCCGGGGCCUCUCGGAGGUCCCUCAGGGGAUCCCUUCCAACACCCGGUACCUCAACCUCAUGGAAAACAGUAUCCAGAUGAUCCAGGCUGACACCUUUCGACACCUCCACCACCUGGAGGUCCUGCAGCUGGGCAGGAACUCCAUCCGCCAGAUCGAAGUGGGGGCCUUCAACGGCCUGGCCAGCCUCAACACCCUGGAGCUGUUUGACAACUGGCUGACAGUCAUCCCCAGCGGGGCCUUCGAGUACCUGUCCAAGCUGCGUGAGCUCUGGCUCCGCAACAACCCCAUAGAGAGCAUCCCCUCCUAUGCCUUCAACCGGGUGCCCUCCCUCAUGCGCCUGGACUUGGGGGAGCUGAAGAAACUGGAAUAUAUCUCUGAGGGGGCUUUUGAGGGACUGUUCAACCUCAAGUACCUGAACCUGGGCAUGUGCAACAUUAAAGAUAUGCCCAACCUCACCCCCCUGGUGGGGCUGGAGGAAUUGGAGAUGUCAGGGAACCACUUCCCUGAGAUCAGGCCUGGUUCCUUCCAUGGCCUGAGCUCUCUCAAGAAGCUCUGGGUCAUGAAUUCACAGGUCAGCAUGAUCGAGCGGAAUGCUUUUGAUGGGUUGGCCUCGCUUGUGGAACUCAACUUGGCCCACAAUAACCUCUCCUCUUUGCCCCAUGACCUCUUCGCCCCACUGAGGUACCUGGUGGAGUUGCACCUGCACCACAAUCCUUGGAACUGCGAUUGUGACAUCUUGUGGCUGGCUUGGUGGCUUCGGGAGUAUAUACCCACCAACUCUACCUGCUGUGGCCGCUGUCAUGCUCCCAUGCACAUGCGAGGCCGCUACCUGGUGGAGGUGGACCAGGCCUCCUUCCAGUGCUCUGCCCCCUUCAUCAUGGACGCCCCUCGGGACCUCAAUAUUUCUGAGGGUCGGAUGGCAGAACUUAAGUGUCGGACGCCCCCUAUGUCCUCUGUGAAGUGGAUGCUGCCCAAUGGGACAGUGCUCAGCCACGCCUCCCGCCACCCACGGAUCUCUGUCCUCAAUGAUGGCACCUUGAACUUUUCCCAUGUGCUACUCUCAGACACUGGGGUAUACACAUGCAUGGUGACCAACGUGGCAGGCAACUCCAAUGCCUCGGCCUACCUCAAUGUGAGCACGGCCGAGCUCAACACCUCCAACUACAGCUUCUUUACCACGGUCACAGUGGAGACCACCGAGAUCUCGCCUGAGGACACUACGCGCAAGUAUAAGCCUGUUCCUACCACGUCCACUGGUUACCAGCCGGCAUAUACCACCUCUACCACGGUGCUCAUUCAGACCACCCGUGUACCCAAGCAGGUGGUGGUACCCACGGCAGACACCAAUGACAAGAUGCAGACCAGCCUGGAUGAGGUCAUGAAGACCACCAAGAUCAUCAUUGGCUGCUUUGUGGCAGUGACUCUGCUGGCUGCCGCCAUGCUGAUUGUCUUCUAUAAACUUCGUAAGCGGCACCAGCAGCGGAGUACAGUCGCAGCCGCGCGGACCGUUGAGAUUAUCCAGGUGGAUGAAGACGUCCCAGCAGCAGCAUCUGCAGCAGCAACAGCGCCUCCAUCCGCUGUAUCAGGUGAGGGGGCGGUAGUGCUGCCCACAAUCCAUGACCACAUUAACUACAACACCUACAAACCAGCACAUGGGGCCCACUGGACAGAAAACAGCCUGGGGAACUCUCUGCACCCCACAGUCACCACUAUUUCCGAACCUUAUAUAAUUCAGACCCAUACCAAGGACAAGGUACAGGAGACUCAAAUAUGAUGCCCCUUUCCCCCAAAAACUUACAAAAUGCAAUAGAAUGCACACACACAAAAAAGACAGCAACUUUUGUACAGAGUGGGGAGAGACCUUUUUCUUGUAUAUGCUUAUAUAUUAAAUCUAUGGGCUGGUAAAAGAAACAGAUUAUAUUAAAAUUUAAAAACAAAAAAUCAAAACAAAACUAUUUUCUAACUUGUAAGUUCUAUUUAAAGGGGGAGGGGAAAGGGGAUCUUGGGAACAGUGUGGGGUAGAAGCCACAAGUCAACUUGCUGUGCCACCAGAAGAGAUUUCUGGUAUAAGGUUGAAACUGUUAAGACAAAACCAACUAAAACAGCAGCGCACAUGCCUACAGAGGUAGGGUGUGGGCUGUUGACGGGGGUGGGAGGGACACAUGGAAUCUGUCACUUUUUAGAAAAUGCUUCAUAGGACACAGGGGAUACCCGUUUCUACAGACAUCUUUCUUAAGUCGAGAGCCGUCUUUACAGACUUACCUUCUU